Molecule: messenger RNA, 501 nt
Organism: Dermacentor andersoni
Lineage: Eukaryota; Metazoa; Arthropoda; Arachnida; Ixodida; Ixodidae
Source: RefSeq, a predicted model, not a curated record
AUACGAUAGGUCAAACUUAAUUUAUGCCGCUUUUUUUUAAUUUCUCAUGAUCAACCUAUUUAAGGACUGCUGAGUACGUUCAUACACAACACAUCUCACGUUCACCUCGGGACCAACAUGCAGAGCUUCCUUAUCCUUUCGCUUUCGGCUGUUACGCUGAGCGUACUUCUAGUCGAAAUGGGCCACAUGCAUCAGCUAAAUUGCAAACCACCAAAUCAAGGAGGGAGCUGCCUUUUGCCUCAAACGUGCAAUUGUUCCAUGCCGCCGGAGCACCCUAACGGAUCUGACCAUUUCACCUACAACGUUCGCACAAACUCAUGCAUUCCAAUCAAAACAAUGGAAACAAGGAAUACCAGUUGCAACGUUUUUGACAAUCGAACACAAUGCGAGUACUUCUGUGCUGAUGGUGAGGAAUACUAUAACUAUGAGUCAUCAGAAGAGGAUUACGAGUGAGAAGAGGGUGAAAAUGAAGGCUUAUAAGGCUUCCAGAACGCUGGUGAA